CACGACAUUGUCAAUCACUGGUUUGCUUCGGCAAUGCAUUGCAUGGUUUCUCGAAGCAACGCUGCGUCGCUCUUUCUACAUUGAGUUUAUGUGAUGUGAUUGUGGUGACGACCUGCCGGAGAAGACUUUAGCAACCGUGCAUUCCACUAGUCCACCUGCCAUGUCAUUUGGGACGAGCAUAUCGCAUACAACUUUCAUUGAUCGGGUGGAUGGUUGAGGGUCAUCCUAUCAUCGCGCAACAUCAAUCUGUGUGUUUAUGAGACAGCCACAGCAUUGUAUCUCCACUUGAGCAGAUCGCUCUUUCGCAGGACGGAAGACGCUUGAUAUUCUGCCACUACUUCACAGGCUUGCCUACCAUGGGAAGGCUUAUCAAAAACCACUGGGCGCGACUUAUUAUCCUCACAGCCGCAGCUUACCAAAUCGGCGGUGCGAUCGAGGGUUUCAUUUGGCCCAAGGUGUUUUGGGACUUCAUGACAGAUAAUCUGAACGGCGCUGUGAACCCGAUUCCAAUUCUUCAAAUCCUCAACCUCCUGAUGGGAUUGCUCUGCCUCGCAUGGGAAUGGCCCUUGAAAUACUUUGCCGGCACCCUUCCACACCGCAGCAUCGAAUUCCGAUUGAUAUUCUAUCCCCUCAGCGCUCUACUCUCCAUGCUCCUCUAUCAAGGAACCGACCCUGCUAUGUACUACCUUAUCGGGAUUGGUGUUUAUUUCUGGGCCUACAGUGAGGGCGAGGUGGUUUGCCCUAUACCAUGGACCCUGCCGAAGCGAAGCGAAUACAAGGUAUAGCACGGCUAUACUAAGACCAAGAUCAAACUUCUCACAUAUAACGACCACGAUACGACACGACAUAAUGAAGCGAUACCCGACAAUGCUACUGUAGCAGUAAUACCCGUUGUUUUGGAGUUGGGACAGAGAAAACAUUCCAUUGGGUCAGCAAUGACUUUCCAGCUAUUGCCCUGGAUUGCCUAGAGUAAACAUAAUCCUACUCUCGAUGUACCAUAGUUUUUCUGGGGGGCUAUUGAAUAGAAAGAGUACAGGUUACAGUCCGUUGAAUAGCAAGCACCAAAUUACACAAUAACGUAUAUUUGAC
This is a messenger RNA of Aspergillus sclerotioniger CBS 115572, 1089 nucleotides long. RefSeq lists its product as uncharacterized. The coding region runs from base 357 to 785 and encodes 142 amino acids. The record is from RefSeq and is a predicted model, not a curated record. The transcript has 3 exons. NCBI's taxonomy places the organism in Eukaryota, Fungi, Ascomycota, Eurotiomycetes, Eurotiales, Aspergillaceae.